Molecule: messenger RNA, 1998 nt
Organism: Peronospora matthiolae
Lineage: Eukaryota; Oomycota; Peronosporomycetes; Peronosporales; Peronosporaceae
Source: the annotation of a GenBank genome assembly
AUGUCCGCCGCCAGUCCUAGACCUGUUGACUCGAGUCUGGCCGCCAUUGUCCGAAAAAGCCGAAGCGCGAGUGACGUGUCGCCCACGAGCGCAUUUGACUUGGCGGUUGAUCCGAAUCAUUCAAAGCGAGAAGGAGGAGGUCCUCUAGAUCGUGUCUCGGUUCAGAGCGACGAUCCAGUGGGAGCUGCAGCUGAACUAGAAGAAGGGGCGAAGGAGGACACGGAGCGUUUCAAGGAACGAGCGACGGGAGAGGACAUUGUCGAGGCGGCGGCAGGGGAGCUGAAGGAGGAGAAGUGUACGGACUACCUUAAGACGGAGGACAGGCCAGAGAUGCUGGCCGGAACGCCUUGUGACGACUCGGGGAAAGAGGAGAAGGAAGCGGUCAAUCAGCAGCAGCAAGAGCCUUUAGCCCGGCUUGCAACUGCGAGAAGUGCCGAGUCGAGGUGUGUUUCGCGACGCCCGUUUGUCCCGUUGGCAUCCAGGAGCUGGCGCGUGCGAGCGAUGGAGUCCAAUUCGCAGAUUACGCGUCUGAUGAAGGCCGCGCUGCUUCAGACGCUGGUGCAUGCUAUCCGUACUGGAUCAGUGGAAGGGGUGAAGGUUGCAAUUGAGCGUGGAGUGCAGGUGCAGUAUCUGGACAGUCGCCAGCGCAACCUCGUCAUGCUGGCAACCAAGUGUGACACCGAUGCUCGUCUGCGCAUUGCAAUUAUUUUGCUGGACGCUGGCUGUGAUAUGAACCACAAAGAUCUGCUAGGCUGGAGCUGCCUGCACUACGCUUGUGCAAGCGGCGCUAGCGAUGUGGCCACCGAGCUCGUUCGUCGUGGAGCUCGCGUCGAGUUUAAUCCGUACGGCUAUGGUCCUGAAGACUUUAACAUCCCCAAGGUGGCACGUGCAAAGAGUCUGUUGCAGCACACGGAGCAGCUUCAGCAUGAGCAAAAUGUGUGUGCUGCGUGGGCGUACUUUCGUCGUCAGGCAGAGAAGUCGAACUUCAGCGUAAAGUGCAAAUCGAACUGUGAUAUUGGCAAGCCUUUAAAGAUCACGUUCCAAGCUCCUGCAGGACAUAGUCUCCUGGACCGUAUCCGCGUGGUUGACAUGAACUCGGAUGUGGCUCUUUGGCUGCAGGUCUCCAAGACCUUUAGUAUUCCCGCCGGUGACGUGGGCUCGAUCACAUUAGAUGUCGAGACGCUGGAUCGCCCGUCGCUGUAUCGUAUUGUGUACGAGAAAUACGAGCCGAUGCCCACCCAUCAGCAGCAACCAGCAGACUUGGGCGCUGACAGUAAAUUGUGCGUCAAAAAUCUCGAUACGGGAGCGACACUGUCGAUGGGCAGCGUCAAUACGUUGGUGUUAAAGGAGCUCAAGAGCUCUCGAUCAUCGAAGAGUUCAACAAAGCUGUCGAGUUCAUCCAGACCAGCGCCCAAAUCGGACACAGCUGCGACCAUGGUGCGACGAGGAUCGACAACUCGAGCACGCGAGAUCACUCAAAGAGUGUGCGAAGCAACCGUAGAGGAAGACGAUGGUGGAGAAGAAGCCAAAGAUGCUGACUUCUCAGCCGGUGACACGCUUACAGCGCAGGUGGUCGCGGAGCACCCAGCGUUGACGAGCAUUACGGGUGUAUACAAAAUCGUGGCCAUGGGGGCUGUCAGCGUUUCAACGAGGAGAACUGCCAAGGCGAAUGAAUAUGAGAUCUCUAUCCGUGACAAGGGCCCACUUGGUCUUCAGUUGGCGCCAAAAAUCGAUGGUUCGAAGAGAUCCCCGCGUCUUAUUGUACGACGCAGCCAAGGCCAAACGGCGGCCGUGAAUCCAGGUGAUUGUCUUGUUGCAAUAGGUAACGCGAACAUUGAGCACGCUGGUCUCAAGCACACGCUGUGGGCACUGAACGACGCAAAGCGGCCGCUCGUCCUUCGCUUUCGACGCGGAAAUGCGAAGGAGAAAAGGAGUUUGUUUACGGCCGGUCUGCUUAAGUUUACAGGACCUCAUAGACAUCCCGUUAUUGCGGUGUAG